This is a messenger RNA of Lates calcarifer (barramundi perch), 4357 nucleotides long. It is a transcript of the gene mapk11, whose product is annotated as mitogen-activated protein kinase 11. The record is from RefSeq and is a predicted model, not a curated record. The coding region runs from base 182 to 1267 and encodes 361 amino acids. The transcript has 12 exons. Gene Ontology annotation, molecular function: MAP kinase activity; ATP binding. Gene Ontology annotation, cellular component: cytoplasm; nucleus. NCBI's taxonomy places the organism in Eukaryota, Metazoa, Chordata, Actinopteri, Centropomidae. Gene Ontology annotation, biological process: protein phosphorylation; intracellular signal transduction.
AGAGAGAGAGAGCCAGGCUGUCACUGGUCGGUGCGGUGUGUGCAGCAGCAGCAGCAGCUUGCCUAAGCAGACGGCGGCCCGCGCCUCCGGUCCCAUCUAUCGUCGUCCUCCCUUCAUUUCCAUUCUCCGUCUCUUCCCCUUUUUUGCUCACUCCUCUCUCCCCUGUAGACGGCUCGGAGAGAUGUCCGCCAGACCAGGAUUUUAUCGGCAGGAGCUGAACAAAACUGUGUGGGAGGUUCCGGAACGAUACCAGAACCUGACGCCGGUGGGCUCAGGAGCUUAUGGAUCGGUGUGUUCGGCGUAUGAUGUGGUCUUAAGACAGAAGGUUGCAGUGAAGAAACUGUCCAGGCCUUUUCAGUCUCUGAUCCACAGCCGCCGCUCAUACCGGGAACUCAGGCUUCUCAAGCACAUGAAACACGAGAAUGUAAUAGGGCUUCUGGACGUCUUCACACCUGCUGCAACAUUAGAAGACUUCAAUGAACUCUACCUGGUGACUAACCUGAUGGGUGCAGACCUCAAUAACAUCGUUAAAUUUCAGAGGUUGUCAGACGAGCAUGUGCAGUUCUUAAUUUACCAGCUCCUCCGUGGCCUCAAGUACAUCCAUUCAGCAGGAUUGAUCCACAGAGACCUCAAGCCAAGUAAUGUGGCAGUAAAUGAGGACUGUGAACUGAGGAUUCUUGACUUUGGAUUGGCCAGACAGACUGAUGAUGAGAUGACAGGGUAUGUGGCGACUCGCUGGUAUCGAGCACCGGAGAUCAUGCUGAACUGGAUGCACUACAAUCAGAAUGUUGAUAUUUGGUCAGUGGGAUGCAUUAUGGGAGAGCUACUGAAGGGAAAAGUCCUUUUUCCUGGCACUGACUAUAUUGACCAGCUGAAAAGAAUCAUGGAAGUGGUUGGAACUCCGACACCUGAGUUGUUAAAGAAGAUCUGCUCUGAACAUGCGCAGAAGUACAUCCAGUCACUGCCCUUCAUGCCCCAGCAGGACCUGGAAAAGAUCUUUAGAGGAGCAAAUCCACUAGCUGUUGAUCUAUUGAAACGUAUGCUGGUUCUGGACUGUGAUGGGAGGAUCUCGGCCAGCGAGGCUCUGUCACACCCCUACUUCUCACAGUACCACGAUCCAGAUGAUGAGCCAGAGGCCCCGCCUUAUGAUCAAACACUGGAGAGCAAGGAUCGAACUCUAGAAGAAUGGAAAGAGUUGGUAUUUGAAGAGGUGAGCAGCUUCAAAGCACCCGGCAGCAAGACUGAUAGCCUUCAGGUGGAGCAGUAAGCCUCCUUCUGCUCUGCCUCUACCUGGAGAACUGGAGACUGUGUACUCAGUGAAUGGGAGAAGGACUGUGGCAAGAAAACUCUGCAUCCCCCUCUGCUGUGUGUGACUGUGUUUGAUUGCCUGUCAUGAGUGUGUGUGAGCAGCAGGCAGGACGGCCUCCAGGGGAUUAGAUGCACACAUUACGAUUACAGGGAGCAUUUAGAUAGAAGGAUUUCUCCAGUGCAGAAAGUUGCUUCCUCUUAUGUUUCCACUCAGUGAGGUUAAAAUGAGGAACAGUUCAACUCGACUACGUCACGGAUCACAGACAAAGUGAGGACUCAUACGAUGGAGUAACUUUAAGACGCUUAACUGUGUUUACAGACUGAUAGAUGGGUAUUGAAGUAAGAAAAAAUGCACACUAGGAUUUCCAAAGCAACAACAGGAACAUCACCUGGUCCCUCAUCGUGACAAUAAGCAGUCACUGCUUACAUGUAUGGAAUUCAUGUUUAAAGGCUUGCAGCAAUGCCACGGUAUGUCACAGAACAGCUUUAGCCUGCAUACUACUGCAUGAUUUUUGUGCAUUUUAUGAUUACUGCAUAUUACUGGUACUGUACUAUAACCAUUGAGACUGCUUAUUGCAUCUGCCACACUGGUAUAAAACCAGUUUGAAGGACAGAGAGAGGCAUUACCAGGAUCGUGACCAACUUUGAGCCUGUUUAUCAUUUCUGCACAGUGAAAAAUGUGAUACAAAAGCAAACACAAACUGCCGUUCUUCCUCAGAUGAAAAUCAUCCUCCCCUGCUUACAGAAUAGUAAACACCAACUGUGCUAUUAAUUAGCAAGGUAACUGAUAUACACCAAAGCUGGAACAGAACGACUGUGCUGCAGGUCUGUGUUUACAGUGUGACCUCGCUUCUCAUAUACAGUUUCCGCUGGUGGCUGAUUUCUAAUCACCUGUUGGCUUUGGCACUGUGCCAUCGGGUUUCCAUAGUUCUCUGCUGUGUCUUUUACAGCCCUGGGUCGUGUUUACAAUAAUUAAGUUUGCAGGCAUUUUGUAAACUGUUAGCAACAGUUCCCAGAAUGUGUGUAACAGUACUGGGCAAAACUCUAUUAUACAACUUUCAGCUCCAUCCAAGCAACGACUGGUCAAACUGAUGAUUCACAUGAAGCAGCCAUAUUUGGCUUUUGUGGCAACCAGGGAGCUCAUUAGCGAUCUUUCAUGUUUCCUCAGCUUCUUUUCCAUUUUCAUGAUGCUUGAGUAUUAUAAGAGAAACCAGAUUGUACACAUUCAUUAGUGAACAUAGUAUUAAAGCACUGGGGAUGUUCUUUACCUCAUUUGUGAGUAUUUCAGUGUUGCUUCCAUACAUUAUUGCGACAUUAUUGUACCCACAGUCAUAUAAGGAACUCCCUCACAGAUGACAUUCGUAUAAGCAGCAUGAGCUCAGUGCAUAUGCAGGUUAUUACACCAGAUGGCUGACUUCCUCAUUGACACUGCAUCACUCAUCUUGCAGCAGACUGAGUUUUAGUUCUACAAACUUUCUCGCUGAGGUAGAAAUAGUCUGCUUGUGUUAAAACACACUGCACAGAACCAGUGAACCACAUGUUUUAGAACCAUGCAUCUCAGAAUAUCACCUGAUCGUGAUAGAUUACAUUCUAAAUUUAGUUAUGAUUACAGAUGCGAUUCAUGUGUAAAAGAUGAUCAGGUGAUACAGGUCCUCAAACCAUCUCCAAUGUGGUGGUUUAAAAUAUAUUACACCCCAAAUGCAUCAAACUACAUAAUUAAACAGUCUGCUCCUGUUUAGAGCAGCACUAAAAUGCUACUUUUAGUAUGAAGGAUACAAAAUGUCAUCUGAGUGGAUGCAAAUAUGAGAUAAAAAUCUGAACAGAAAGUAAAGUGGAGGGUUAAUUAACUGAUGCCAGCUGACGUUUUGGGAGAUAAAAGAGUUAUUAAUCAGGAGCAUUUCUGACCAUUUGAUGGCAAGUAGCAGUAAAAGUAGUGCUUUAGGUUUCCAACAAAGCUAACAGCUAGCUCUGAUUUUAACCUAGGUUGAAAUCCGUUGUAAUAUCAAUAUACUAGUAUAACUACAGUGUGGAGUAUACACAUGGUUGGCAGUCAAGCUUGAGAUUUAAUUUACUGCAGAUAUGAGAUGAAAAAUAGAAUGAGAAGCCAAUUUAAGGGAAUUUCUUAUAAAUCAUGUCUAUAUCUGCACCAGAUGCUAUCUUGAUACAAGUUGGCCUAAUGACAGAUGCAGAUAUUCAGCAUUAUCUAGUUUGCCUGACUGAUCUUCUAAUGCCAAGUAGCAACAUUGGUAGCUGUUUAGGUUAGUUAAAUAACUAGCUAGCUCUGAUUAUAACCUAGUCAGUUCAAAUCUGGCUAGGCUAAAAUCAGUUGUGUGUUAAUGUGCCAUUUAUUAGGUGCCUUCAGAGUCAUACAAGGUAAACUGUUUUUUUCAAGAUGGAUACUAAUGGCACGUGUAAACAGGAUUAAUGAUUUUCCAGGUUAGUUUGCCUAUUGUACUUUUUAAUGCAAAGUAGCAGCACUAGUAGUUUUAGGUACUGCAAGGAAAACUGUGGCACUUUGGCUCACACUCAAGUUUAACUCAAUGAAUUAAGAUUAUUUCUACCUCAAAGAAACAUUAGUACGACUAAAACAUCAAACACAAGAAACGUAUUCUAAACUCUUUUUUUCCCAUAAUGGAUCACACUGGAGUGGCACAUGUAGCCCUUUGUGGAAGUCGUCCAUUAACACUGGAUGCAAAAUGUUGAAUUUACAGUUCAAACUAAUCAAAACUGUCUGUCUCAGUCAAAGUGUGUUAGAGCUCUGAAUGUUAAAGUGUUACAUGCUUAUGUGGAUCUUGUACAUGUGGUGGAUUUGAAUAGCAAACUGCAAACCGAAUGUAUAUGUAUUCUGUAUGUAUGUAUGUUACAAGUUAGAAGUGUCUUUUGAAUACAUGGUGGCAUGUGAUUCCGCUGUAGCCACAAGUUUCAAAUCACUAAACUGAAUGUCAGCUCUUGAUUUUAAAAUGAUUCUGAUGAUUUUCUCAUUCAUCAUCAACGGGUAAACAUGACUUGGCAAGUCUUGGCUUCAACAGAAUAAACACCAUCAUUUCUG